Rhodamnia argentea is the source of this 1621-nucleotide messenger RNA. Its product is annotated as protoheme IX farnesyltransferase, mitochondrial. Gene Ontology annotation, cellular component: mitochondrion; mitochondrial membrane. Gene Ontology annotation, molecular function: protoheme IX farnesyltransferase activity. Lineage: Eukaryota; Viridiplantae; Streptophyta; Magnoliopsida; Myrtales; Myrtaceae. The record is from RefSeq and is a predicted model, not a curated record. Gene Ontology annotation, biological process: heme biosynthetic process. The transcript has 7 exons. Bases 103 to 1485 code for a protein of 460 amino acids.
GCAAAACCAGAAUUGUCUUCCCCAGUCUCCACCUCGCUGCUUCCGUGGACUCGAGCAAAACGAGCUGAUCUCCGGCUUCUUGACCUCCUCGUCGCCACCACCAUGUGGAGGAGCUCCCUGAGUUUCUCUUCCACGAGAAAACUCCUUUCAUCAUCAUCGUCCUCUUCUUCAGCCCAUCGCUCAUUCUACAGUGUCGCUGCUCGACCGCUGCAGUCUCUCUCCGAAUCAUCCUCAUCCCGCUCCGUCGCGGCGCCACCGUCGCAUCCAAAUCCGUCGGUUUCGGCAACAUCAGGGGUAGGUCUUAUAGGCAGAGCCAAUGGAGUCAGGCGUUUUGCCUCCUCUUCUCCCGCUGCUGUCACUGCCAUUGCUACUGCCUUUGACGUCUCUUCGCUCGCUUCCUCGAGGGCGAGGGACGCGGUGGACUUGGCUCGUCACUACGGGCGGUGCUAUUGGGAGCUGUCGAAGGCUCGCCUUAGUUUGUUGGUAGUUGCUACCUCUGGAACUGGUUUCGUUCUUGGGAGUGGAAGUGUGGUCGACAUUCCAGGGCUUUGUUGGACAUGUGGUGGCACCAUGAUGGUUGCAGCUGCUGCAAACUCCUUGAAUCAGGUGUUUGAGAUAAACAAUGAUGCUAAAAUGAAGAGAACAAGGCAAAGACCUCUACCUUCGGGGAGAAUAUCUGUACCUCAUGCAGUUGCUUGGGCAUCUUCUGUUGGCGUGGUUGGGACUACAUUAUUGGCAUAUAAGACUAAUGCAUUGGCUGCGGGAUUUGCUGCUUCCAAUCUUAUUCUUUAUGCUUUUGUAUACACUCCACUGAAGCAGAUUCACCCUGUAAAUACUUGGGUUGGAGCUAUUGUUGGUGCCAUUCCACCCCUUCUUGGUUGGGUUGCAGCUUCUGGUGAAAUUUCUCUUAACUCGAUGAUUCUCCCAGCUGCUCUCUAUUUCUGGCAAAUACCCCAUUUCAUGGCUCUGGCACACUUGUGUCGGAAUGAUUAUGCUGCUGGAGGGUUCAAAAUGCUGUCCCUUGGUGAUGCUUUCGGCCAGAGAACUUCUUUAGUAGCUUUACGGAACUGCCUCUAUCUGGUUCCUUUGGGAUAUUUAGCCUAUGACUGGGGUUUGGCAUCCGAAUGGUUCUGUCUAGAAUCGACGCUCCUUACGCUCGCUAUAAGUGCUACAGCAUUUUCGUUUUAUCGGGACCGUACCAUGCAGAAGGCAAGAAGAAUGUUCCAUGCAAGCCUCCUGUAUCUUCCUGUAUUUAUGUCUGGGCUUCUGUUUCACCGUGUCUCGGAUGAUCAUCAAGAUCUCUCAGAGAGCAACUCACUGGAAUAUAACGAGCUCUCAUCUUCUCUGGAAACUCCACUAGAAGAAGACAGUUUUUCCAGUAGAAAGGAGAUUGCUUCAAGGACACAAGCACGACCGCCGGUUGCAUAUGCAUCUUAUGCACCCUUUCCUUUUCUGCCUGCUCCUUCUUAUGCUGGCCCUCAUUGAAUCCGAGUCCUCCAUUUUCCAUAUUUUUGCAGAAAUCCUUGCUGCAAUUUGUGCAGAUUUUUUUUCAUGGAAAUCCCGAAUAGAUAUGAAUAAUGUCGGGUUUGGAAGAAGUUCAAUUAUACAUAGAUACUGAUUA